Messenger RNA from Sebastes umbrosus (honeycomb rockfish), 3010 nucleotides. It is a transcript of the gene senp2, whose product is annotated as SUMO specific peptidase 2. The coding region runs from base 263 to 2053 and encodes 596 amino acids. Gene Ontology annotation, molecular function: deSUMOylase activity. Gene Ontology annotation, cellular component: nucleus. Gene Ontology annotation, biological process: protein desumoylation. The transcript has 17 exons. The record is from RefSeq and is a predicted model, not a curated record. Lineage: Eukaryota; Metazoa; Chordata; Actinopteri; Perciformes; Sebastidae.
UAAUUAAAGAAAAAAUAAAAAAAGAAACGGCUCUCGGACGGGAGCCGUUUCUUAUCGUUCACUUAAAAGUGCCGGCUCUUUGAACCGGCUCGUUCGUGACCGACACAUCCUUCGCAGCACAGUGUUGCUAACACGCUAAGCUAAGCUAACCCAACGGGCAGGUUGGUGUGUCGUAGAUCCGUAGUUUGACGUCUUUAUCUGUGGUGAAAUAGUCCUGGACCGCGCAGAAGACCACGCUACACUCUUCUCGUAUUUGUCUGGGAUGUAUGGAUGGAUAGUUGACGGACUCUCGUCGCUGUUUGAGCCCGUUACGGGACAAAACCCCACCGAGUGGCCCGGGAGAGGAGACGUUAGUGAGGAGGAGGUCCAGCGGCGGGAGAACCACAGCAGCAGACCGGCGAAACGAAACUACCAGAGUGUUGAUGUCGCAGACGGUGUUUGCCAGAGUGACCCGGUAGAGGUGAAAAGACGGAGGCGAGAUGUAGUGAUUAACUUUGUGAAGAAGACGGUGGCCGGGGUAGCGGGUCUGCUCAGGCUGCGGAACCCGCUGAAGACCAGGUUUGAGAAGUCCAGACAUUAUGAAGAUACGCAGCCCGUUACUCUGAUGGGGAUAGAUGAGCUCCACACCUCGUGGCUGAACAGUUCUGAGUGGAGAAUGAAUAAACCAGUAGGUGGAGUGAAUGAGAGGAGUGGGAAGAAUCCCUUUCAGAGCUCCUCACCUCCUUUAAUGAGGAAAUACAGUGCGGCAGGGCUGUCUGCAGGGCUCCCCGACAGGGGGAAGGACAGGGAGAGGAGAGGCUCCCUCCAGCUGCUGCCCCCCAGACCUGCUCCAAGGGUGGGAACCACUAACCCUGAUCUAACAUGCAAUGGCUUUGGAUACAACCGCUGCUACAAGCCCAGUCUUACCGUGGAAGAGACCAUAAAGCAGAACAAUAAGGAGCACUACAGGCGUUUGCUGGAGAUGGUAACCGAGAAAUACAGCAAAAGCCAACCACUACCUUUCAACCAAACUAAACCGCAAGAUGAGUCGCUUUCACAGGUUGAUCACAAAACUGUUGCUUCAGGAAAAGCCUUUGAAUCGGUGCCAUGGAAGUCGGGAUACACAACUGCCCCAAGUGUGUUUACAUGGAGAAAUACAUCUGCAACCAAGGACAGGUGGAGUAGCAGCUUGACUUUUAGUAAGACGUUCAGUGGAGCCUUUGAGGACACACAGCCUGUUAGAUGUGCAAAGCAGAAACAGGCAGCAGAUUUGGACCUUUCUACAGAAGUUGCCACUCGCCUCAAUCUAGUGGACAGAGAAACCCCUGCCGUCAGUCUCCCAGACACACAUUCUGCACAUACAAGGCACAUCGAUGAGGACAUACCCAGGCUGACCAAGGAAAUGGCAGCGGAGGUGAGUUUUGCUCUGGCUCAGAGUGAUCCCAACCUUGUUCUCAGCGCAGCUUUCAAGCUACGCAUCACACAGAGAGACCUGGCCACACUGCAGGAAGGCGGCUGGCUCAACGAUGAGGUGAUGAACUUCUACCUGUCUCUGGUCAUGGAGCGGUGCUCCGGUGAAGCAGCAGGAUUAAAAAUCUACUCGUUCAGCACCUUCUUCUUCCCGAAGCUGCGGGGCGGAGGAGGCGGGCAGGCUGGAGGACACGCUGCUGUGAAGCGCUGGACCAAGGCUGUCGACCUCUUCCUCUACGACCUCAUCCUGGUCCCUCUGCACCUGGGCGUCCACUGGGCAAUGGCUGUGAUUGAUUUCAAGUCAAAGACGGUGAAGUCAUAUGAUUCGAUGGGCCAGAGGCACGAUGACAUCUGUAGUCUUUUACUACUCUACCUUAAAGAGGAGCACAAAGUAAAGAAAGGCAGAGAGCUUGACAGCCCCAAAUGGACUAUUGGAAGCUUGAAGGAGAUUCCCCAGCAGAGAAAUGGCAGUGACUGUGGUGUUUUUGCCUGUAAAUAUGCUGACUAUAUCGCAAAAGGAAGGCCUCUCACCUUUAGACAGUGCCACAUGCCACUCUUCAGGAAAUUAAUGAUUUGGGAAAUCCUCAAUCAGAAGCUGCUAUAGAGGAUCGCAACAAUCUCAAUCAACCGCCUAACAGUGACUCUCUCAAUGGGAGCAACAUCUGUGUACAGUAACUACAUGGUGAAGAAAAAAUAAAUGAAUGGGCCAAAGAAGUGGACUCAACUGACUGAAAUCUAACCCAGUGUAGCUGUUCUGGUCUGGAGAAAUUAUAACAUUAGUCUUAAAAGUCCCUUUUUUCUGUCGGGGACGUAUUGUCACUUUGUAAUCUCUGAGUUGGAGUUGGAGACUGGAUGGAAGACGUGUAUGUGUUACACAAGUUUUGGCACUACUGACUGAAUGGCUUUUUUAUUGACUUUGGAUUGUUGGUUCUUCUGUUUGAAGUUCUGCCUGAAGUGCCUUCAGCCCUCUGACACUGAGCUCAACGAAGAGCAUGCUUUUGUAUAUUUGGGGAAAUUACUUGGUGUCACACAACUCACAAUUUGUUGAAGUAGAUUGUUGCAGUGACAUUUUAGGGUAAUUUGGCUGAUCCCUUCCCAGUUAUGAUCAACAGAGUGGAUGAAAACCAACUAAAAUGCUAUUUAAUCAUGAAACUCGAUCUCUCUCUGUGAAAUAGACAAUGAAAAUGAAAAUACCUCCUUUCCAUUCCCCUUUUCAGUGAAAAAAUAUGCAUGGUUGAGCGCUUGUAGUAUGUUUGUUUUGUUAUUAUUUAUGACUUGACUGGAUGAGAAAGUGUUUUUGGAGUGUGUAUAGUUUGUUUUUCCUCCGCGAGUGGAGCAUUAAUAGUUGUUUCCCCGUAUGUAACAUAAGGCGCUGUUUCAUAUGUGACUCUUUUACAUGAGCAUAUUGCAAGAGGCUACUUAGGGCUAUCCAUUGACUUACAGUAUAGUAUACUGCAUAGCAAACUACUGUACACACAUGCAUGCUUGAGUUCAUGCUUUAAAAAUGUGAUUUUCUUUUUCUUUUUUUUUUCCUCCCUGUAAUAAAGUAUUUCAUUUUUUU